This is a messenger RNA of Pocillopora meandrina, 1035 nucleotides long. The record is from the annotation of a GenBank genome assembly. Lineage: Eukaryota; Metazoa; Cnidaria; Anthozoa; Scleractinia; Pocilloporidae.
AUGGCGUUCGUUGUGAUUGCACUGAGCGCCAGUAUGGCUGUCGUUGUUGUAGGCGCUUUCAUCUUCCAGAUCCUUCCAAGGCUGUUUCCAAAACUUAAGACAUUAUUGCCCUCGCAAGCUACGAUCAGCUACCUGCAGAUUGUGCCCAUAAGCUUUAUUUUUCCAACUCUUAUGUGGCUGUUCUUCUCAAUUUACGUCCACGCUCACGUUCCCGGGGACGCAUUCUCCUCGUUGCUAGGGUGGUGGCACACCUUUUUCACAUGUUACAUGAUGACUAACGCUGUUUUCUAUUACUACAUGACCGUCUUCGUUUGCCCGGGGUAUCCUCAACACCAGGACGCCUACACUCGAGACAGAUGUUUCGUGAAAAGCUACCAAAUUUGUGUCAAGUGUCGACGGGUUCGAAAUGCUGGAACUCAUCACUGCAGCUGGUGUCACACUUGCGUCGAGAUGAUGUGUCACCAUUGUCCUUUCACUAACAACUGCAUCGGCCGCCGGAAUUACAUCUACUAUUACACGUUCUUGGCAUAUGCGUUCUUUGGUUUGUUGUAUGCAAGUUACCUUGCCUACUUUCCGUUUUCGAAUUGUCUCUCUGGAUAUGCUAUGAAGAAAUUCAAAGAGACUCUGCUUAGCAUGCCUCACUUGAGUGUCCUCAAUCGCUACUCACCUCGUUCUCAAUCAGCGAAAUCGAUGUGGGAUACUUUUAACAGUAUGGAAGUUGGCGAAGGCUGUGAAGAAAUUCAGGAUUACGCCGUCUUGUUUGCCCCCACAGUUGCAAUCACCGUAUUCCUUGGAGCAUUAUUUUUCUUCCAGUCGUUCCUUCUCCUCGCAGACAUGUCGAUAGUCGAUUUCUACGACUCUCUCUCCAAGGCCUCUUCAUUUCAAGAGCUUCUUCGAAUUUGGUAUGUCAGCAUUUUCAAGCGAAAGAAGUAUCGUUUUAUGCAGUUGAUCCAGAACAAAAAAAGUCAAUGGUGGAGAUUUUUCGUCCCUUGCCCCACCGAUGUGGAGAAUGACUUACCUCCCAAGGACUUGUAA